CGACUGCCAUGCACUCCUUCCCGAACGAUCAAAACCCCAACCCGCCGCACUUAUGUAGUUCUGCACACCAAAAUGUCUUUUCGCUACUCUGCGAGGAGACUGCGCGCCCAGCGACUGCGCGCCACGCCCAAUGCCUCGAGAGCUGUGAGCACACCAUGGCCGUGCCGAGGUGUGGCUUCGACUGCAAAUGCCGAGAAAGUCCUCUUCCCCGGCGCCCUCAACAGCGAAUUCACGAACACGCUCUCCUUCCUCCGCCCCUCCAAGUCCAAAGAUGCAAUCCCCACCUACCGCUGCCUGAACCAAUAUGGCGACAUCAUCGAUGAGAGCGUGGGCGCCGAUACCACGGACGAGGAGGCGUUGCAAUUGUACAAGAACAUGGUUACCCUGAGCAUUAUGGACCUGCUCAUGUUCGAAGCCCAACGCCAGGGCCGCCUGUCAUUCUACAUGGUAUCCGCCGGCGAAGAGGGCAUCUCCAUCGGCUCCGCAUCCGCCCUCCACCCAUCCGACGUCAUCUUCACCCAGUACCGCGAGAGCGGGGUGUAUCUGCAGCGCGGCUUCACUCUCGCACAGUUCAUGAACCAGCUCUUCGCCAAUAGCUCCGACCACGGGCUGGGGCGGAACAUGCCUGUGCACUACGGCUCCAAGGAGCUGAAUAUCCACACCAUCUCCUCGACGCUGGCGACCCAGAUCCCGCACGCAGCGGGCGCAGCAUAUGCUCUCAAGCUGCAGAACCAGGGCACCGUCGGCCGCAUCGGCGCCCCCGCCAGCGGCGAACAAGAAGUCGAGCGUGUCGCAGUGUGUUUCUUCGGCGAAGGCGCCGCGUCCGAAGGCGACUUCCACAGCGCUCUCAACAUCGCCGCAACCCGCCAGGUACCGUGCAUCUUCAUCUGCAGAAAUAACGGUUACGCCAUCAGCACACCGACAUCCGACCAAUACCGCGGCGACGGUAUCGCAUCACGUGGCGCAGGCUACGGCAUCGACACACUUCGCGUUGACGGCAACGACAUCUUCGCCGUGCGGCGUGCGGUGAAAGAAGCCCGUCGCCUCGCGCUCGAAGACGGCGGCCGACCCGUGCUCGUCGAGUGCAUGGCGUACCGCGUGGGCCAUCACAGCACGUCGGAUGACUCGUUCGCGUACCGUGCGCGCGUCGAGGUCGAAGACUGGAAGCGGCGCGACAACCCGCUGACGCGGCUGCGCAAGUGGCUCGAGGGCCGGGCGCUGUGGGACGACGCACGCGAAAAGGAAUUGCGCGCCGGGACGAGGAAGGAUGUGCUCCGUGCCUUUGAGACGGCCGAGAAGCAGAAGAAACCCAACAUCAAGAAUGCAUUUACUGAUGUCUGGGAGGGCGUUACCGAGGAGCAGCGCGCGCACGUUGCGGAGAUGGCGGAUAUCCUGAAGAGGUACCCCAAGGAGUAUGAUCUCGAUGGACAUGAGGGUGGCGCGGGGGGGCUGGACGAGUUGCUGCAGAAGAAAUAGUACGACGAAAUACAAACUAACAUCAUCUUCGAGACAUGCACA
This is a messenger RNA of Didymella exigua CBS 183.55, 1518 nucleotides long. RefSeq names its product 2-oxoisovalerate dehydrogenase subunit alpha mitochondrial precursor. Gene Ontology annotation, molecular function: oxidoreductase activity, acting on the aldehyde or oxo group of donors, disulfide as acceptor. The transcript is spliced from 3 exons. Gene Ontology annotation, biological process: branched-chain amino acid catabolic process. The record is from RefSeq and is a predicted model, not a curated record. Lineage: Eukaryota; Fungi; Ascomycota; Dothideomycetes; Pleosporales; Didymellaceae. Bases 73 to 1476 code for a protein of 467 amino acids.